Lepisosteus oculatus (spotted gar) is the source of this 2046-nucleotide messenger RNA. RefSeq names its product clusterin (gene clu). Gene Ontology annotation, molecular function: misfolded protein binding. The record is from RefSeq and is a predicted model, not a curated record. Gene Ontology annotation, cellular component: nucleus. NCBI's taxonomy places the organism in Eukaryota, Metazoa, Chordata, Actinopteri, Semionotiformes, Lepisosteidae.
CAUUCUCUGCGAGUGAAUCAUACUGUCAACAUCACUGCAAGGUAUAAAUACCUACAAUAACACAGUCAUUCUCAGCUGCAUCCACUGAGGAGACAGACCAAUAGGGAGGAGCAUUCACUGAACUGCACAGGUUCUUUCAAAGAUCGCAGGAUGACGCUGUCCUGGUCAUUCCUGGUCAUGUGCCUGCUGUAUUGGUCUGCUGAGGGCCUGCUGCCUCCUUCAAAAGACGAGCUUUCACAAAUGUCACUUCUGGGAGAGAAGUAUUUGGACCAGCAGAUUGAAAAUGCCAUCAAUGGGGUCAAGGAGAUGAAGACUCUGAUGGAGAAGUCUGGAGAAGACCACAAUAAGUUUCUGAAGAGCUUAGAGGAAACCAAGAAGCAGAAAGAGGAUGCUUUGAACACAGCCAAGGAAGUUGAGUCUAAACUGAACGAUGAACAGACACUCUGCAAUGAGUCCAUGCAGGCCUUGUGGGAGGAGUGCAAACCUUGCUUGAAAAACACCUGCAUAAAAUACUACUCCCGGACUUGCAGCAGUGGGUCAGGCAUGGUGGGAAGACAGCUGGAAGAAAUUCUAAACAGGACCUCGCCAAUAUCCAUAUGGAUUAAUGGGGAAAAUAUUGACUCUCUCCUGGAAGAGGACAAGGAGCAGAGCAAGCGGUUUGAGGACCUGGAGGGGCGCUACACUGAGGUGUCCGAUGGUGUGGACAGCAUCUUCCUGGACAGCAUGAAGGUGUUCGACCACAUGCACUCCUUUCACCACCCGUUCAUGAGGCCCUUGUUUUACUCACCCUUCGCCUAUGGAGACAGCCAGAAUCAACAGAGGUCACGUGUCUACAGGUCCCCCUACUACAGCAGUGGUUUUCCCAGCUUUCACAGCAUGUUCCAGCCAAUGUUUGACAUGGCCCGGAACAUUUUUGACUCUUUUGAUCCACAUAUGGAAGACAACUUUGGAACAUCCCCCUCUCCUUCAAAUGACGGGAGCAUUAAUGAAGAUGUUAUUAGGACACGACCUUACGGAAGAGACCAAAUGACGUGCAGAGAGAUCCGGCGCAAUUCUGCAGGCUGCCUGAAACUACGAGAGGAAUGUGAAAAAUGCAAAGAGAUCCAGCAUAUUGACUGCUCUGGCAAGAAGCCUUUGGACGGGCCCCUGAAAGAGGAACUGGAGAGAGCCCUGGCCAUGGCCGAGAAAUUCACCCAGGAGUACAACCGACUUCUGAGGAAAUUUGAGGAGGAAAUGUUCAACACCUCCAGCCUGCUGGACAUGGUCAACAGGCAGUUUGGAUGGGUGUCCGCACUGGCCAACCAGACCCAGAAGGAUGGGAUGUUCCAGAUCAAAACAGUAAUUUCAAGAACAAGUGAGGAUCCUGAAAAGCCUGAAGACACCAAUGUCUCUGUCCAGCUGUUUGACAGCCCACCGAUGACCUUCACUGUCCCCGGAGACAUUCCAUGGAAUGACCCAAAAUUCUCAGAGGUGGUGGCACAGGAGGCUUUGGAUCGCUACAAACAGAAUACCAUAGUUGUUAAAUAAAUCUCCUGGGGCUUUUCCGAAGACUGCACUAAAAGCCAUAGAAGCAUCUCCUGCACUAACAUAGUCCUUUUUUGUCAGCAUUGUUUUCAUUUAGCAUAGCAAAUCCUAUUGUACCAUUAAGACUUAAACACCCAGUAUUGUUCACUGAUUCUCAUAUCUACACGGUUUUGUUUUUUGCAGAUAUAAAUCCUAAACAUAAAGAGAUGUCAUAAAGUUAAAGUAGAGAAUUCAAAGCAGGAUUUUGAAUGAUAUGUAAAAUAAUAUUUUCCUAGGUAAUGGGCUGUUGGUUUGCUAUAUACAGUGUUGCAGUGUUUUGUACUCUGGAAUGAGCUUUACUACUAAGUGGUAAAAUGGUCUGCCCCACUAACGUGGUAAAUCUUAUGCAGCAACUUGUCAUUUCAGAAUUUUUUCCAUGAAUCAAGCAAGCAAUGAAUAGUUUGUAUACAGUGUGUACAGGCUGAGAUAUCUGUAAACCUGAAUACUAGACUUGUGAAUAAAACAAACAGUAUCCUAAACCAA